GAAGGGGGCUGUAGGCGUGAAAAGACGUUGGCGGUCGGACAGACCUGCCUUUCUGGCUCCCUGUGGUAGGUCUGGUGACAGUCUCUGCACUUCCGGACCCGGGAUCGGAAAGUGAAGAUCGCUUCAGGGGAAGGGGAGGCCAGGUAUCACCAUGGCAACUGCCAGCGUGACGUCACCCUUCUGGCUUUGCGUGUAACGGCCUCUGCGGGAGGAAGCUGGGGAGUCCUAGGAGGGGGCGCACCUCGCCUCCUUCGUGCGGGAGCGCUCCCGCCCUGAUCACUUGGAGGGCUUUGUUCUUUUGUUCCGGCCUAAGGGGAAGUCGGGUACCGGGCCCCACCCUGCUCCUCCACCUUUCAGCUUUAACAAGCUCCGCAACAAGGCAGACAACCUCAGCGUGUGUGUAAGGGUUCAGACUCCUUGCAAGGGGAGCUGGGCAUCUGAGUACCAGACCGAGGUGCCACCAGCUGGAGGGACACUGCCUGAGGAACCCUGGUGCCCAAGGUCCAGAGGAACAGGAUGAGCUCCUAAGAUGGAAGAGCCAUCCUCUCCAGACUCUGCCCUUCUCCAACUGGGACAUACUCUCAUCCCAUCAGCCAGUUUUCAGGAAUCAGUGACCUUCAAGGAUGUGAUAGUAGACUUUACCCAGGAAGAAUGGAGACAGCUGGAUCCUGUACAGAGAGAUUUGUUCAGGGAUGUGACAUUAGAAAAUUAUACACAUCUGGUCUCUAUAGGACUCCAAGUUUCUAAACCUGAUGUGAUUUCCCAGUUAGAGCAAGGAACAGAGCCAUGGAUGGAGCCAGCCAUUCCAGCAAGUACCUUUGGAGAGUGGGAGACGAGACCUGAAAAUAGUGUGUCAGCCCCAGAACUAGACAUUUCUGGAAGAGAGCCAUCUUCAGAGGCCAUAGUGGAAAAACACAAAAGGGAUGGUCCUUGGAUUUCUAACUUAGAAACUUGGGAAUCUGAAGGCAGUCUAGAGAGGCAGCAGGCAAGCCAGCAGACACUGCCAAGGAAAACAAAAAUAACUGAAAAGACAAUAUCCACUUGGGAAAGAGGCCCUGCAAAUAAUGAAUUUGGGAAAAGCAUUAAUGUGAGUUCAAGCCUUGUUACACAAAAAGAUAUAUUUCCGGAAGAAACCUCUACUAAAACAAGCGUCAAACAAAAUUCAAACCCAGUUAAAAAAGAGAAAUCAUGUAAGUGCAAUGAAUGUGGGAAAGCUUUUAGUUAUUGUUCAGCUCUUAUUCGCCAUCAGAGAACACAUACUGGAGAAAAACCCUACAAAUGUAAUGAAUGUGAAAAAGCCUUCAGUAGGAGCGAAAACCUUAUAAACCAUCAAAGAAUUCAUACCGGAGAUAAACCAUAUAAAUGUGAUCAGUGUGGAAAAGGCUUCAUUGAGGGUCCAUCUCUUACUCAACAUCAAAGGAUUCACACUGGAGAAAAACCCUAUAAAUGUGAUGAAUGUGGGAAAGCCUUCAGUCAGAGGACCCAUCUUGUUCAGCAUCAAAGAAUUCAUACUGGUGAGAAGCCAUAUACCUGUAAUGACUGUGGAAAAGCCUUUAGCCAGAGAGGCCACUUUAUGGAACAUCAAAAAAUUCAUACAGGAGAAAAACCAUUUAAAUGUGAGCAAUGUGAUAAAACCUUCACCAGGAGCACACACCUUACUCAGCAUCAAAAAAUCCACACUGGGGAGAAAACCUAUAAAUGUAAUGAAUGUGGGAAGGCCUUCAAUGGGCCCUCCACAUUUAUCCGUCAUCAUAUGAUUCAUACUGGUGAGAAACCAUAUGAAUGCAAUGAAUGUGGGAAAGCCUUCAGCCAGCACUCAAACCUCACUCAACAUCAAAAAACUCAUACUGGGGAGAAACCCUAUGAUUGUGCAGAAUGUGGAAAAUCUUUUAGUUACUGGUCAUCCCUUGCUCAACAUCUGAAAAUUCAUACUGGGGAAAAACCUUAUAAAUGCAAUGAAUGUGGAAAGGCCUUCAGUUACUGCUCCUCCCUUACUCAGCAUCGGAGAAUUCACACCAGAGAAAAGCCCUUUGAAUGCAGUGAAUGUGGAAAGGCUUUUAGUUACCUCUCAAACCUUAAUCAACAUCAGAAAACUCAUACCCAAGAGAAGGCCUAUGAGUGUAAGGAAUGUGGGAAAGCCUUUAUUCGGAGUUCAUCUCUUGCUAAGCAUGAAAGAAUUCAUACUGGAGAGAAACCCUAUCAGUGUCAUGAAUGUGGGAAAACCUUCAGCUAUGGCUCAUCCCUUAUUCAGCAUAGGAAAAUCCAUACUGGAGAAAGACCUUACAAGUGUAAUGAAUGUGGGAGAGCAUUCAACCAGAACAUACACCUUACACAACAUAAAAGAAUUCAUACAGGAGCAAAGCCUUAUGAGUGUGCCGAGUGUGGCAAAGCCUUUCGACAUUGUUCAUCUCUUGCUCAACAUCAAAAAACUCACACGGAAGAAAAACCCUACCAGUGUAAUAAAUGUGAAAAAACCUUUAGCCAGAGCUCCCAUCUGACUCAGCAUCAACGAAUUCACACUGGAGAGAAGCCCUAUAAGUGCAAUGAAUGUGACAAAGCCUUUAGCCGGAGCACUCAUCUUACUGAACAUCAGAAUACUCAUACUGGAGAGAAACCUUACAACUGUAAUGAGUGCAGGAAGACUUUCAGCCAGAACACUUAUCUCAUUCAGCAUCAGAGAAUUCAUUCAGGAGAGAAGCCUUUUGGAUGCAAUGAUUGUGGAAAAGCCUUCAGAUACCGUUCUGCUCUCAACAAACAUCAGAGAUUACACCCUGGCAUCUGACUAUUCUAGGAACAUCAUAAAUGUAGGGGAUACAUUUACUUUAGUUUAUCCUUUUUUAAGUACUGAAGAAUCAGAGUGGCUUGAGAAACUGCUUAAAAUAUUUUAACUUUUCACAGUACUAUGGAAUGGAAAGUACAUUGGUUUCAACUAAUCUAAUUACAUUAUUAAGUAACUUUGUGACAUUGGAAAACAACUAUUUUAAGCUUUAGUUUCCUCUGUGAAGGGAGGGAUUUGGAAUAGAUGAUUUAAAAGUUAGUUUGGAAUUUUAUAAUCAGUUUUGUAUAUUCACAGCAUAUUCUUAAAUAGGUACUGUACAUCAGCAUUUUGUUGUGUUACAUCUAGAGUGUGUAUGAUUAUGCAUGUUUUGCCAAUAGAUGAGAUUUGUGCUUCAGUAACUUGACUGGGGAGCUAUUAUGCUCCUGUUCUAACAUACUUAAGUUGUUUAGGAAAUUGCUUCCCAAUAAAAAGAAUUAUAAAACCCCUUCAAAUUAA
Galeopterus variegatus (Sunda flying lemur) is the source of this 3274-nucleotide messenger RNA. RefSeq names its product zinc finger protein 184 (gene ZNF184). The transcript has 6 exons. NCBI's taxonomy places the organism in Eukaryota, Metazoa, Chordata, Mammalia, Dermoptera, Cynocephalidae. Bases 530 to 2782 code for a protein of 750 amino acids. Gene Ontology annotation, biological process: negative regulation of transcription by RNA polymerase II. Gene Ontology annotation, molecular function: DNA-binding transcription repressor activity, RNA polymerase II-specific. The record is from RefSeq and is a predicted model, not a curated record.